CGCCGCCGCGAUGGCCACGGAGGAGCUGGCCGGCAAGCUGAGCCGCCGCCUGCGCGUGGAGGGGGGCGAGGCGGGGGCGGAGGCGGGGGCGGCGGAGGGGCCACUCUCCCCGGGCGGCGCCCGCCGCGUCUUCAGCCCCUACAGCGAGUUCCGCGAGUUCUCCCGGCGGCAGAUCAAGGACAUGGAGCGCCUCUUCCGCCAGUACGACGCGGGCAAAGACGGCUUCAUCGACCUCAUGGAGCUGAAGCUGAUGAUGGAAAAACUCGGGGCUCCCCAGACGCACCUCGGCUUGAAAAACAUGAUCAAAGAAGUGGAUGAGGAUGUCGACAGCAAGCUCAGUUUUCGGGAGUUCCUUCUCAUUUUCCGCAAAGCGGCCGCUGGGGAGCUGGAGGAAGACGGCGGCCUGCACGCCUUAGCCUGCCUCUCAGAGAUCGAUGUCUCCACGGAGGGGGUGACAGGAGCCAAAAGCUUUUUUGAGGCCAAAGUACAAGCGAUGAAUGUCACAAGCCGCUUUGAAGAGGAGAUCAAGGCGGAACAGGAGGAGAAGCGGCGCCAGGCGGAGGAGCUGAAGCAGAGGAAAGUCGCUUUCAAGGAGCUGCAGUCGGCCUUCAGGCAGUGACGGCCACCGGACCAAGCAGAGCCAGCGGCAGCCGCUUUGCGCUUUGAGCAGCCGCUUCGUCUCCCCACGCUGCAAAUCCCCCUGCCCGGCGUUUGCAGGCCAGGUGGCGCUAGAAGCGCAAGGGCUGGAGGGAUCCUGGUCAGUUGGCAACCCCACAUGGUUUGUGGACAAACCACUGUGGAAAGACGGGCCUUCGAGCCCCCAGACCCAUCCGGGGGGUGCCGCUUUCCCUCAGCCUGUAAAGAUGUGCACCCCCUGCCAAGCCAGCCGUUCCGUGUUUCUUCCGUGUGUUUUUGUCUUCUGUCCGUUGGUCUUGUGACUCGGCGUCUCCCGGUCCCAGGCUUGCGGACUUGCCGUGCGGGUCGUUUCGUUCCCCAGCUGGGGUCGUGGUGCAUGGAUGUGGCUUGCCCUUAGAGGCGGGGCGGGGUCCGUCCCCCCCACCUCGCUGCUUGUGCAGAAGCGCCAUUUUUGUGUGUGCAGCCUCCGCUGAAUAAAUCGCGCCCGGAUCCUGCUUUCUCCAAAGGGGGCCCCCGCCUGGGUGUUGCAGCCUGGCCAUGGGGCUGCCGCUCCGUGGGAUGUGGCCCUGGUGCGGGCAGGGCGGGGGUCUUCUCUGAGGAUGCCCUUCAAGGCGCCCUCUCCCAUCUUCACUCUCCCCUCCUCAAAUGUGGUUGAUUCUGGAGUUGAGACCCAGCUGAAGUUUUCCUCCGGAGUCCCAGCUGUUCCCCCGCGGGGGAUGAGGGGAGCCGGAGUCUGUCUGGCGCAUCUGCAGGACAAGGCCGAUUGAUGGUGUGUGUUUGUGUGUGUACGUGUGUGUGUUUACAUCCAGGCAAUAAUCCCCAAGUUCUGGAGUUGUGUUGUUGUAUGGAAGCAUUCUGGUGGCAGGAAUGAAAGCAGAGAGGGUCCAAAAUGAGCAUUUCCCAACAGAUUUGGGGCAGAUGCGCCCAACCGUAGAACCACGUCUGUUUGAACUUGCUUUGUGGAGUAAAUUCUCCAAAUGUGGAGCAUCACGCUGUGCCCUGGUUCACGCGUGUCCUGUUCCCACAGCACACGGGAAAGCCGUCCCUCUCCUACACUGUCCGUCAGUGGGGGCUGGACUGUGUUAAAAUCAUCCUGUUGGGAAGGGCACCUAGAGGUCAUCUAAUUCAACCCCAAGCCAGAGCAGACAGGAAAACACGCUGGCGCGGUCAGGGUCCCCUCGGCACGGACUGAUCCGGGGUGGGGCCAUACCUCCCUCCGUUUCAGGUCAUUUUGCAUUGUCCCGCUCCCUUAAUGGGGCUGUCCCGUGGGGUCACUUGUGCACAAGGGGGCCUUUUUUGUAGAUGGGCCCCCUUGACACCAGUUGGGGCGUGGCAAGCUGUGUGAGCUCUGCCAGUUACGGCUUAGGCAACAACCCAGCAAAACUUGGCUUAGCACAAUGCGUGAGCCCAGACAUGGUGGGAGGCGUGGACUAGUCCAGUGGUGGCUUGUUCAACAAGCCAUGAUUAGAGCAGAUCCGGCUGAGUGCUUUGCAGAGCCCCUUGUCUGUCUGGGAGGAUCUCUGGAGGCUUAUCCCCCGAGGUUUCCCUGGAAGCUUUCGGACCGCUUGCUCUGCUUUCCUGCCAAGCUUGUGUUUUGGGGCUGAAAAAGCUCCGAGUGCCCCUGGAAGUCCCCCUUUUUCUUGGGGCCGUGGGAGGGGUUCAGGGACGGGAAAGGCCUUGCGCUAAAUCUCUCCUUCGAUUCCUGGUCGCUUGUUCCAGUCCGUCCAACGGGUGGGUUUAACAUCGGGGUUGGGGGGGGUUCACUUUUGGUUUCAAAAGCUGCUCUGUUUCAGUGGUAUGAUUUUAUUUUUUUUACCCAAAUAUUAUUAAAACAAAACUAUAUUUCAUAA
Molecule: messenger RNA, 2486 nt
Organism: Candoia aspera
Lineage: Eukaryota; Metazoa; Chordata; Lepidosauria; Squamata; Candoiidae
Gene: EFHD2
Product: EF-hand domain family member D2
Exons: 4
Coding region: 11-619 (202 amino acids)
Molecular function (GO): calcium ion binding
Source: RefSeq, a predicted model, not a curated record